GUAGAACAUGUAUCAAGAGAAUGGAUUAAAUAUGUCUGUUUAAACAAACAAAAAACCAGAGUAACUAGCCUAGAGGAGGGAAGAGAUAAGGAGAAAAGGAAGGAAGAAUAUAUCUAAAUAACAAGAAUUUCGUAGAAUUAACCCAGGCAAUGCAGCAGCACUGGUCUGGAGGAGGGAGCUGUCUGGUUCCUCAGCAUCUAUCCAGCUCCAGUAGACAUGCAGUUAUCCAGCCAGGAGGGACAUGAUUUGGUGUAAGCAGGUCCUGCCUCCACUGUGAGCCCCAAGGACCAAUCCCUGAGGCCUGCCUUGAUGGUGGUGGUGGGGAGAAAAAUGGCGACCCCCCCAUUGUCUUUUCCAUGGACCCAGUGUCCCAAAUCACUCCAUUUGAGCUGUCCUCACUGUGCCACAGGUGCAGAUGAGAUGGUCUGUCUCGCUCUGCCGACUCCCAUGGCCUGGUGCUUGGCUGGGAUUUAAACUCCCACUCCAUGCACCCUGGCACUGGGGAAGUGCCUCUCUAUACUGACCGAUAUGUGGUCCAGGCUGGUUUUGUCCUGUGCUGCAGCACUUCAGGGAGGACCACUUUCUCCUGCAGACUGUGCCCUGACCUACCAGUGAAACUGGGGGUGGCUCCCCUUCUCCCAAGGUGCAUGAACAGGGCAGCCAGCCCCAGUCUGAAGAAAGCCCUGCAGUUAGAGAUGGGAUCCCUCUCCAUCCUGGUCCAAGGUUUUUCUCUUGUCCAGAUACAGUCUUAUUCUUCCCCCGCCGCUCUUUCUCUUCCCUUUGUCUCUCUGCAGAAGGGGAUCUCUCCCCUCCAUGCCUAUGCAGCCCAUUUUAUCUUCUCCAGUUUGCAAUCACCCACCUAUAGCCCAUCAGGUUGUCCUGGUGUCUUCUUGUUAGACUCAGUCUCUUUUCCUCAGAGUCUCUUGGGGUUCAAAGUCCUUUGACUUCAGCCCUUCUUUGUUUGAGAGAUGUGGGAAGUAUAGAUCCCCCUACUUCUCUGCCAGGUUGGUCGGCCUCCCACCCAAAAUUUGUAUUUAGUAGAUCAGAUGUUGAUCUUUGCUUUGGAGAAUAUGGUGAUGAUAUGUAGCAUCCUAGGAAAGAGGCACAAGAGAAACUGGCAUGGAAUCGUCUCUCCACACUCUUCACCACCAAUAGCUGAAGAAUGUCUGGAAAGGGCUGGGGAUGCUGCCCACUGGGGUUUACUUAACAACUGGAAAGUUCUCCCCUCCACCUAAAGCAAAGAAAAAUCUAAGCCUCUAGAAACUAGAAGCUUUGGAAGCAGCCCAAUUAAUUGACUGUGUGAGAGAGACCUUAUGAAAAAAUGGUGGGUACAAAGACUGAAGGACCUGCUCUACAUUGCCUCUACACUGAUCAAUCUAGGAAAGCACAGACUACCUAAAUAGAAAACUGAGUACUGGAUAGGUGCAUCACAUGAGCGUGACAGUAGCAGAGAAUGGUAGCAUCUCUAGGGGCAUUCACCAAGUACCAGCAAGAAAACUCUUCCUGGAAAUUUCCAAGCUGAGACAAAGGGAUGGGAACACUCAGGCAAUUGUUAGGCAGUGACCAACAAAGCUCUGAGUGGAGGGAGAAGGACGUAGAAUGUUUUCAAGUAAAAGUACCCCUGGUCAUAUGCUUUCUCUAGAAGCCAUAAUCAUAAGCUGAGGAGACUGUAUGUGGAGGGAAAUGCCAAACAACCUGAACUGGAAUAAGGCCCAUCUUCUCAGUAGCAAUUCCAAAGUCCAAGUGGGAAAAAGCAGUCCUAGGAAGAAUUCCAUUAUAGCUCAGUGAGGGCUCAGGAACAAUUUAGAAACACUAUAUACCAUUUGAAUGUUCAACAAGGUUACUUAGAAAAAAAAAGCCUCAGAAAGUUAAGUAGAAGCUAGUGUUCAGUUUCAAACCAACAGGAGGAAGAAGUAUGGAGCCCCUUCCUAAAAAUGUACCUUCCUCAUUUUUCUUUCGUAAUUCAUAUUAGAUACAAAAAAUCAUGUUUUCUUUUAUAUAUUACAUUCAUAUUAGGUCCAUCACAUCAGUCCUGAUCCAAGCUGGAGAUAUCCUGUAGGAUUGUACUUUGGCAAAGGCAUUUAUAUAGGGUUAACCAAUGUAACAUCAUUCGAGCAUUCAAUAAAUACACAUUUUUAGAACAACUACUUCAUGCCAGGUUCUGUGCUAGUGCUGAGGACAGAACAGUGAGCCAGGCAGAAAUCAACUCCGCUGUCUUGUAUAUUUCUAAUGACCUGCUUUGAUACAGGGCUUACACAGGUCUACCCAGGCUUUCUUUUUCCUCCAUGUAAUCAGAUUUUUCAGCUUGAAAUAACAUACUUAGCAGUAGAUACUUGUCAAGUCUGUGGCUACCUUUUUCUUAAUUUUUUAAAUGUUUUUAUUUAUUUUUGAGAGACACAGAGAGACAGAGCACAAGUGGGGGAGGGGCAGAGAGCGUGAAACACAGAAUCUGAAGCAGGCUCCAGGCUCUGAGCUGUCAGCACAGAACCCAGUGAGGGCUCAAACUCACAAACUGCAAGAUCAUGACCUAAGCUGAAGUCGGACGCUUAACCGACUGAGCCACCCGGGUACUGCACCCAGUAUCUUUUGAAUAUUCUUCCUGUAUUUGGGGAUUUUCUUCAAGAUAUAAUUCCUGUCUCCUUAAGGCAGAAUGCAAACUCAAUUUCCAAGCCUUUCUUGAAGCUUGGGUACAGGCAAUGACCUAUUGUCAACUGGGGUCCACAUGAUUUCUCUGAUUGAGAAGACACCAACGCAAGGAUGCAAAAUUCAUGAAAAAUCCACUUUCCAGAGGGUGUGAGGGUGGAAGAAUCUGUUUUUCCAGGGAAGCAUGGGUGAAGUUUUUGGCAUCUGGAGUAUAGCAGUGCAAAUUAUGGUGGUGUCUCACUGCAGCUGGCCCACAGAAUGGUUUGUUUUUGACUGCACAGAUUAUUGGCCUUUCUGGCCAUACCAGAGGUACUGUGAGAUACCUAAGAUUCUCAAUUGCUUAUCUUUUAAAAACCAGUUAGAGUGAGUUCUAUUCUUUGUAAAAUAUUGUGACUAAUGCAUAUACUGAGCUACUGUUAUGUGCUAGACUCUAUGCUGGCAUAUUCCUAUGUUACUUUGAUUAAACUUCAUAAACUUCAUUUAAGGUAUAAAUUCUUAUACAUUUUACAGAUUAAAAAACUGAGAUUCAAAAGGUCACUUUAUUCAAUCUACAAUACUAAAAACCUGCUGUGUGACACCCACUGGGAAUAGAAUAUUGAAGGAAAUAGUUCCCUGCAACUGUAAAAAGAAUGGCAUAUUGUUUUUAAAUGUCCCCUUAUCAAAAUAAGAAGCACCAAAUGGCAGAUGUCUAGAGAGAAGGACCUCAGGCCAGUAAAGGCCUCAUUUUAAAUAUAGAAACCCCCUAAAAAUAGCCACCCAUGUUACAGACUCAACAGGUGAUUGGCCCAAAAAAAAGGGAGUGGAAUCUAGGCCGUGGUGAAGGAGAGUGAAAGGGCAGUUCACUGUUUCCAGCUUCUCUCACCACAAUGGCUCUGCCUCUGAGGUCCCUGAGUCGGGGCUUGGCAAGCACAGCAAAGGGAGACCAUGGAGGGGCAGGAGCCAGCACUUGGCGCCUCCUGACCUUCGUGCUGGCGCUCCCGAGUGUGGCCCUCUGCACCCUUAACUCCUGGCUCCACGCGGGCCAUCGUGAACGCCCCAAGUUCAUCCCAUACCACCACCUCCGUAUCCGCACCAAGCCUUACUCCUGGGGAGACGGCAACCAUACUCUUUUCCAUAACCCCCGUGUCAACCCUCUGCCCACCGGCUAUGAACAGUGAAUGGCCCUGAGGCCCCAGUGGAUGCCCCCAGCCCCAAUAAAGGUGUGAAAACUGUGUGUCCGCAGGCUCUCUGGGGACCAGGAUAGGGGCUGGAGGGGCCUCCAAGGAGUUCCACUGGGUGCAUGCGCACAAUGCAGUCUGUGGUCUACAUGCUCUUCCCAAGGCCGUGAUUUGGGAGGUGCUCCAGGGAACAUCCUUGAUGACUAGGUAGGAGAUCUCCAUCCUCCCUUUCUCUCACCUAUUGAUAAUUAGGGCUAUAGCCUGUAAAGGUCUUUCACAUAACACUAACCUCACAGUAACUCUGGGAACAAGAUAUAAUUUUGGUUCCCCUUCUCCAGACGAGGAAAUGAGAUUCUUAGAUAUUAAAUGACUUAAAUAAGGGCCCUCCUCAGAAGUCCCUGGAAACUCAGGGCUGCAGACUCUGAAGUACCACUUGUCUCUUGACAUUGAUUCACAGCUUUUGUGAAUUCUGGUUUUUGGAAACAACCCUGAUUUCAAACAGAGGAACUAUAGCCUUAUCUGUGAGUCUUCAUGACCUAGUUUUGGAUUUGGAAUAUUUUAGCUAUUCUCUAUGACCACCCUUAAUGAGUCUUCUGUAUUAGUUUGGGAAAUCAUAUGCUCCUUUCUGGAAGCCUGGCUCUCCUAGCCUCUGGGGAUCUCAUUCAAGGGAGAGAUCGGUUCAAACAAGUUCAGGGCAUUUCACUCACCUCUUAGGACAGUCUGCUCACUUCACAUUACCAAAGAGCCUGAAGCCUGUGCUGAAACCCGUGAGAAACAGACACAUUGAGUUCUUCCUUUGGCUACUCCCCUGAUGCU
Prionailurus viverrinus (fishing cat) is the source of this 4616-nucleotide messenger RNA. Its product is annotated as cytochrome c oxidase subunit 6A2, mitochondrial. Gene Ontology annotation, molecular function: enzyme regulator activity. Bases 3510 to 3800 code for a protein of 96 amino acids. Gene Ontology annotation, biological process: mitochondrial electron transport, cytochrome c to oxygen. Gene Ontology annotation, cellular component: mitochondrial inner membrane. Lineage: Eukaryota; Metazoa; Chordata; Mammalia; Carnivora; Felidae. The transcript is spliced from 3 exons. The record is from RefSeq and is a predicted model, not a curated record.